This is a messenger RNA of Carassius carassius (crucian carp), 1464 nucleotides long. Its product is annotated as protein FAM98B-like. The transcript is spliced from 8 exons. The coding region runs from base 84 to 1103 and encodes 339 amino acids. NCBI's taxonomy places the organism in Eukaryota, Metazoa, Chordata, Actinopteri, Cypriniformes, Cyprinidae. Gene Ontology annotation, cellular component: tRNA-splicing ligase complex. The record is from RefSeq and is a predicted model, not a curated record.
UUAUCGACAGAGCUUGGCUUCUUCCUUGUUUACAUAACAACAGCCAUUGACAGUGGAUAAGGAAGUACAGAACGAUUUUUACAAUGGCGAGAGAUACUGCUACAAUCACUUUAAUUAAAGCUCUUGGGUAUAAAAGCAGAGAGUGCUUGAAGGAAUGUAAAUGUGAUGAAUUACCUUGCCCUCUGCUCACCUGGUUGGUCUCAGAACUAACAGCAAAUUGUCCUGAUAUUCCAGCACGGCAUGUUGGUGGAGCAGUUCUGGUCGGAGAGUUGAGGGAAGUGCUGAAGGAGAUGUCCUGUCCUCAAAAUGCACUUACAUCAGAGCACCUCAGCCCUCUUCUGUUGUUCAGAGUCACCGAGUAUUUGGUGUCGGAGUUGGCGGCAACACGUGUGCUGAUGUACAGAGAGAGUCAUCCAGAAGAUACAGAACAGAGUUGUGAGUCAAAGAGCAAAGAGCAAAGAAAAGGGGAAAGUCUUAACGUGGGUAAUAAAGAUGAGCAACAGGAAAUCAGUCCAGCACAAGAAGAUAAAACUAAUUUGAAAGAAGUAAAUAAAGAUCUAGCAGAACUCUUUCAGACUCUUGGCUUAGAAACAUCCUCUCAGAUAAGUGAUGCCUGUGCAGAGGUGGAGUCACGGCUGACAUCACUUCCAGAAGGUAAAAUGCCAGAAGCAUUAUUGAAGUCCAGUCUGAACUCUGAGCAAUGGGAAAAGAUUAAUGACAUCAACCGAGCUCUCUGUAAGGAUUCUGAAUGUCGGCGCCAAAUGAUGAUCAAGCGUUUCCAUGUCACACUACAAUCCUUUACUUGGGGAGAAAGGGGAAAGGAACGCAGUGCUUUGCUUUCUUCCAUGUCACCCUGUACACCUUCUCUGGAGUCCUCAAUCUCCAUCGCUAAACUGUUGGCGACCAGGGAGGACGAGUCUCGCAUCAGGCCAGUUAAAGCAGGACCUUCAACAGCAGUUCACAAGGUGCUGAUGGGCAGUGUCCCAGACAGAGGGGGGCGUCCAGGAGAGCUCGAGCCACCGAUGCCCAGCUUCACCAAACGCAGCAAGGGAGGAGGGAGUCAUGAAGGGAAAAGACGAGAAUAUUCAGGAAAAAAGACAUAAAUAAUCAUGGACUGUUAAAAAUAAAAAAUAAUUCUUGUAAAUGUUGCAAAUUACUUAAUGCACUAAAUGCAUUCCAUUUGAUGAACAAAAAUAUGAUAAAACAAUUUCAGUGAAAUGUAUAAAUAUGAAUGGCUAAAAGCUGUAUUUACUUGAUGAAAUUAUUAAAGUCAAUUAUGUUUCCUUUGAAACUGUAUUUUCUCUUUUAACUCUCUUCUCCUUAUUACAUUUCCCAUUUUAUGUUAUGUAUUUUUACAUGUGCAUUUUUAAGUAGUUGUUGGCAUGGUAUAUUUCAGGCAACGAGGUCAAUGUCCUUCUGUGUGGCAUGCUAUAUUUCAUUAAAAACUAUUUCAACAUCCUUCUA